AUGGUUCUUCGAUUCCUUUCUAUGUCAAUGAUCUUUGUAUCAUCUCCUUGUAAGAGGUCGUUUGCGUCUGCUUUGGCCUUUCGACCAACGCCGCCCCCUCGAUUUGAUGUAUUCAGUGAACUUCUGGUGGGCUCAUGGAAGACGACGACUGUCAAUCUCAAUGAUGGUGUCAAUGAUGAACAGAUUGUGGAAGAGGUGAUGAGAAGCUGUGGGGGUGCAGUCCAAGGACUCCGUGAACCAAUCCACAAUCAAGAUCCGAUUUACUUGAAUCGAGCCAAUGAUGGUUUUGUUUUCUUUGAUAACGGAUGCUAUACAUACGGCCCAGUAAAACGGCAAGGUGAUGAUAAAUUCCUCCAAAAUCUGAUGGUGGGCAACUUCAAAUCUCGAGUCGUCAUGUUUGGCAAUGAUGGUGACGAUGGUGAUGAUGACUUUUCAGUAAUCUUUCAAUGGAAGAAAUCUGGAGCACUGUUUGAUGAAAAUCCUCCAAGGAUUCAAACGGAGCUAGCUCCCUGUGCACUGAAAGUAGAUUUCAUUGAAACGAUAACGUGUUCCAAGGCGUCACCUAUGCAACCUUGGAUGCUCCAACGAGCCAAAUGGCAAAAAGAAAUAUCCGAAUCUCCCGUACCAUCCUCCUCUGAAAAGGGGCCCACAUCAUUGAACGAUUCCAGGAUACGCUGUUGGUCGCUGACCCAAUCGGCCGCAGACUUUUACCAUUGGCUUUGGUCGUCAGAUGAUAGUACAAGGGAAGAAGGAACCGUGGUGCAAGCUGGUUCGCUGUGUGAAGCAACGGGAGAAGUAACCGUGAUCGCCCGGCACUACGAUUCAUCAGAUGACCUGAAGCAAGUCCUCUUUGCGGAGGGUGUACUCCAAUAG
This is a messenger RNA of Cylindrotheca closterium, 873 nucleotides long. The record is from the annotation of a GenBank genome assembly. Lineage: Eukaryota; Bacillariophyta; Bacillariophyceae; Bacillariales; Bacillariaceae.